AUCAGAUUCAGAAAGGAAAUCACAUAGGAACACCCAGCCCAGAAGAUCAGUUUCAUACCGUAUAGUAAACAGUUCAGAUCAACCUUCUAUUAUAAAAAAGAUUAAGUGACAAGUGUUUACUAAAAUACUUUUGGUCUCAAGUUUUUCAAAACAGUAAUAAUGACUGCUAUCUCUGCGAUAUUGAAAUACGUGGAAUUGAAUAAUCAGAAUUACCCUCUGGACCAAAAUACCGAGAUACCAGAGAGGCCCAAAAAGAGAAGGCUGGACCACUUAACAUGGGAAGAAAAAAUUCAGAGGAAGAAAUUAAAAAAUCGAGUUGCAGCUCAAACAUCUCGUGACCGAAAAAAGGCCAAAAUGGACCAAAUGGAAAAUGCACUUCAACAGUUAUUUUCUAAAAAUGAAAGUCUCAUCGCAGAAUGUGAAAAUCUGAAAUUGGCCAACCAACGACUUUCUCAAGAGAAUUUAGAUCUUUACAAUCGUCUGCAAUCACCUUGCCCGAUAUGUGCAAACUCUCAGAAUCGAUCUGUUGAGUGUGAGGCCCUUAAUGGUCCCACAGAGUCCCUCCUUCUACAGAAAGGAAGAGUCACACACUCAGCAGCAGUUCUGAAGGAGGUUCGCCAAAUGUCACAGCCUGCAUUGCGGAAGAUCGUACAGUGUUACCUUCUCUACCAGACCUUUUUGAUGAACUUGAUGCAGAUGUCGACCUCAACUCGUUGGAACAACUUACCCAGAGUUUAUUACAAGAUAUCGCCAGAGACCUGCAAGCAAGUUCUCAGAAAACAGAUAAUCAGGAACCACAAAAUACUGAACCCAGUGCAUGUCAAGUGGUGGGGAAGGCACCAAAAGAAUUGGAACCCAGUAGAUGUGAAAUUUUAAGCGAGAAGAAAUCGUUGGAAAAUGAUAUCUCGGAAUAUCUUCUGCUUCACCACAACUAUGCUGCAAAACCCCCAAAAAGCACAAGAAAAUCCAAAUUAACUAGCACAAAAAAUAAAUUGAAACCUAUUCGGCCCAAAAACAUUUUGGAUACAAGUAAAUCAUUGGUUGAAAGGCUCGCUCCAAAGUUAAUAGUGAAUGCAGACAUACCUGUGGUAAUUAGUGAAAACGAAGAUGUCUUAUAUGGAACUCUGGAUGAUGACACAAACACCGUUACAAUUUACGUUGAUGACGAUAGUAUACACACUGCUGAAACUUUAGCCGAGGUUGUAGCUAUGGAAAGUGAAGAAAUUUCAGAAGAAAAUGCACCCAUCGUUUCACCACAGCUCAAGCAAUGUGCUUCUCCAUUUUCAUGUAGCGGGUCAGAUAGAGGAUAUGAAUCUUUAGAUUCUCCCUGUAGUAUUCAAGAUGAUAUUUGGGAUCAAAGUAUUUCCGAGUUGUUUCCCACUUUAUUUUAAGUGGGACACUGUAAAAUGUAUAUAUAAGAUACCAAAAAUGAUUCUCUACUUAUAAUUUAUUUCAAUAUUCUAUUUAAGUAUAUUUUUAUUUUCAAAUUUUAUGUAAAUAUAUCUUGCAAAUAAAGUUGUGGUUGUAAACUGA
Leptinotarsa decemlineata (Colorado potato beetle) is the source of this 1533-nucleotide messenger RNA. It is a transcript of the gene Xbp1, whose product is annotated as X box binding protein 1. Gene Ontology annotation, molecular function: RNA polymerase II transcription regulatory region sequence-specific DNA binding; DNA-binding transcription factor activity, RNA polymerase II-specific. The record is from RefSeq and is a predicted model, not a curated record. NCBI's taxonomy places the organism in Eukaryota, Metazoa, Arthropoda, Insecta, Coleoptera, Chrysomelidae. Gene Ontology annotation, cellular component: nucleus. Gene Ontology annotation, biological process: regulation of DNA-templated transcription.